Molecule: messenger RNA, 2410 nt
Organism: Dimorphilus gyrociliatus
Lineage: Eukaryota; Metazoa; Annelida; Polychaeta; Dinophilidae
Source: the annotation of a GenBank genome assembly
UAUGUAUGGACAUUUAAACGUCAUAAUUAAGAAAUUCGUCACAGAAAGUAAGAAAUGCUCAUUUUCUACUGAUUUCAAUGACAAAGAAAUCUAUUCUGAUGAAGAUACGACAAAACUGCUUGAGGAAACCACAAAUGUAUUGGGUUUCAAGAGAGAAGCUUUGAUGGUCUUGUUGGGUGAAUUUUAUUUCGACUAUAUAAGAAAAUUAGGCCACGAUGAAUUAUUAAGAAACCUUGGAGCGACUUUUAAAGAUUUUCUUGAAAAUCUUGACUAUGUUCACACUUAUAUGAUGUCGGAAUAUCCUGAAAUGAAUAGUCCUUCUUUCAGAUUGGAAGAGGAUGAAAAAAAUGAAAAACUUUAUCUUCAUUAUUAUUCAUUUCGAAAAGGCUUUCACCCUUUAGUCAUUGGUAUUCUAAAGUCUGUCUCAAGAGUUUAUUACAAACAAGAUUUACUUUUUGAAUUGAUUUCUAUUGAGAAUGAGACAGUUUGUAAAAAAGCUGGCUCUACUCAGAGGGAACACGUUGUUCUUUGUAUUACAACUGUUAAAGUUGAGCAAAAACCCUCAGAACCUCCACCUACCUUUGUAGCUCAAACGAGAAAACAUGGAGAAAAACAAAUUUUGAAACAACAUGUUGAUGAAGUUGCUAUUAAAAUUGACAAGAUUAGAAGAGAGCAGGGAGAACACGCUCUUCCUGUUAACAAAGCCAGAGCGGCUAAGGCGAAAUGGAAAAGUCUUGCUCGAAUGACUAUGCUUUCUGGAGAUUUUACUCCAGCUUUUCCCACCAACCUUGCACUAGAUCCAAGUUCAUUUUGCUCUACUUUCCCAUACCAUAUGGUAUUUAAUAAAGAUAUGCAUGUUGUUCACAGUGGAAUAAAGAUUCAAGAAUGUAUGCCGGGAAUAAGAAGUUUGUUGGCUCGUGGUGACUUUUAUUUCGAUCUUCUGCACCCGCCCCAAGUUGAUUUCACUUUUGUAAAUAUAAAAAAGUUCAUUAAUACUCCAUUCGUUGUACGAUGCAAGAAGGCUAAGAUGAAGAAAGAUUGGGGAUUCAGACCUCUCCUUAUUCUGCGAGGUCAGAUGGUACCUUUAAAGGAUGAAAAUUUUGUAAUCUAUUUGUGUUCGCCUUUUGUAAGGAGUCUAAGAGAUCUUGAGUGUAGAAGAAUGCACCUUGCCGAUAUUCCAAUUCACGAUGUGACAAGAGAUAUGUUAUGGAUGGAGCUAAUAGCUCGCUAUAAAUUUGGUAAUUUGCAAGAUACUCCUCCACCGCCCGUAGAAUAUCCUGAAGGGGAUCAACAACCUCCUAUAAAGGAACAAGACGAUAAAAUGAUUAUGCGAGAGGUUCUUGUAGCUCCUGCAAUUGUCGGAUCAACUGGAAUAAACGAAAACCAUUUAGCAGCUGAAAUGGCUAGAUUACGUAACGGUUGGGACACGGAAAAGAAAAGAAAUGCCGAUUUGUACAGAACGUUUCUGCCUCCAAAAUGUCUUGCUCAAUGGGAAUCUGGACAAAAUCUUGAAGCAGGCUAUUACGAUUCAACUACUGUACUCUUCUCAGAUGUUGUUUGUUUUUCAGAUAUAAUGGCACGGUGUAAAGCAAACGAUAUUGUAAAUCUGUUGACGAAAUUACACUGCAAAUUUCGAGAAGCCUGUGAAGUGCAUGAAACAUUCCGAGUUGAAACUAUUGGAGAUGCUUAUAUGGUAGUUUGCGGUGUUCCAGAGCCUUUACAGUCACACGCCGAAAGAAUUUGUAAUACUUCUUUAGCUAUGAUGCAUAUCGCUAAAGAAUUAUCUUCUCCUUACGACUACGGUGACAAAUCAAAAAGUGUCAAAAUAAGAAUUGGCAUAAAUAGUGGACCAGUUACUUCCGGUGUUAUUGGCGACAGAGUUCCGAGAUUUACUGUUAUGGGGGAUACGGUAAACCUAGCCUCUAGAAUGGAAAGCCAUGGAUUACCAAACAAAAUACAAUUAUCUCCAAGCACAUAUAAUCUAAUUAAAGAGAAAGGAUUCCGAAUAGAAAAGAGGGGAGAUAUUGCUGUUCGAGGAGUAAAGAAGAGAAUAACAACUCAUUGGUUAAUGGCUAACGAUAAUGUUGGUCUAGCAGAUGUUUUAGGAAGAAGGGUAAAGCCAAGAUUAACUGGCGGGGUGGAAGUUACCUUUAUAAAUGAAGGAAAACACGAACAUCCACCUAAUACUGCUAAUUCAAUAACAACUCCAGGAUCAGCAGAUAGUUAUGACCUGAUUCCUAUGAGAUAUAGCGACAACCCGAGAUAUCCUUUAAAGCCUGGAGCAAAUGUUCGUCCUACUGAUCUACCUAGAGCGAGAUCAAUGUCCACUCCUAGACCGAGAAGUGGUUCCGGUUCAAGCACCCCUAGAAUCGGGACACCUAAAACCAAUAGAGUCACCCCGCAUAAAUAA